Onthophagus taurus is the source of this 477-nucleotide messenger RNA. Lineage: Eukaryota; Metazoa; Arthropoda; Insecta; Coleoptera; Scarabaeidae. The record is from RefSeq and is a predicted model, not a curated record.
AUGAUAUUAAAACUUCGUGUUAGACAUAAUGGAUGUUAUAAAUGUCUUGUUGGAAAAACUGCUAUUGUUACUGGUUCCAACAGAGGAAUUGGUUACAUGACAGCAUUAGAUUUUGCAAAAAGAGGUUGUAAAGUAACAUUAGCUUGUAGAAAUAAAGAGAAAACUGAAGCGGCAAUUUACAAAAUUCGAAAAGAAACAAAAAAUGAAAACGUGAUCUUCAAACAUCUCGAUUUAUCUUCUUUUAAAUCGAUAAGAGAUUUUGCUCGAGAUUUUUGCUCGUAUUUGACCCCAUUUGAAGGUGUUCAAACAUCGAUUUAUGUUGCAUUAUCUGAUGAUUUAGAAGGUGUUAGUGGAAGAUUAUUUGAUAACUGUCGUGAAGUUGAGAUGUAUUCAAACGCUAAGGAUCCGAAAAUAGCAAAGAAACUUUGGGAAAUGUGUGAAAAAUGGUGUGGACUGCAGGAAAAUGAAAAAAUUUAA